Messenger RNA from Phragmites australis (common reed), 600 nucleotides. Its product is annotated as chaperonin CPN60-2, mitochondrial-like. The transcript has a single exon. Gene Ontology annotation, biological process: protein refolding. Gene Ontology annotation, cellular component: cytosol; mitochondrion. Gene Ontology annotation, molecular function: ATP-dependent protein folding chaperone. Bases 1 to 600 code for a protein of 199 amino acids. The record is from RefSeq and is a predicted model, not a curated record. NCBI's taxonomy places the organism in Eukaryota, Viridiplantae, Streptophyta, Magnoliopsida, Poales, Poaceae.
AUGCGCCUAUGCUGCACGCUGCUAGGAGUUGCCCUGCUCAUGCCCAUAUGGGUUGUAUCAGUCAUGGAUGAUGCUAUGGCCAUGGCUGGCAUCGCGACCAAGCUUGAUCGGGUUCUGCUCGUCGUCAACUACCGCAAUGUUGAGACCUCCUGCCUUCGGACCCAAUUAUCAUCCCUCACCCUGGUUGUCGAGAAGCUCACGCGCGAGGCCGGUGGCUCUAGCAUGGGCGAUGCUAGAGGCUCCGCGCCACCACCACUGAAGACUGAUGUGGUGCUGCGGCAUUCUAUGGUGGCAGAAGCGUCGGUGGCCGUGAGAAGUGAGAUAGAGACGGUUGACAUCCAUGACAAGGAGGAGCAUCAAAUCCAGCUCUUGCACAUGGAUAUCUGCAUCUGCGAGAACAACCAUAGUGGAGCUAGUGAAGCUGAAGUUGGCGAGAAAAACGAUAGGGUAAUAGUUGCUCUAAAUGUUGCAAGGACUGCUGUGGAGGAGGGUAUUGUGCCAGAUGGUGGAGUUGCCCUUCUAUGUGCCACUAAGGAGCUCGACCAGAUUAGCACAACAAAGGAGGAUGAAAGGAUUGGAGUUCAAAUUAUCAAGAAUUAA